Messenger RNA from Aspergillus welwitschiae, 747 nucleotides. RefSeq lists its product as uncharacterized. The record is from RefSeq and is a predicted model, not a curated record. The transcript has a single exon. NCBI's taxonomy places the organism in Eukaryota, Fungi, Ascomycota, Eurotiomycetes, Eurotiales, Aspergillaceae. Bases 64 to 384 code for a protein of 106 amino acids.
GUCAGCCACUCCAAUGGGUGAAGACAAUGGCCGCGAUAUAGUCUCCAGCCCACGCAGUCGUAGAUGUCAUCAUACGACGCUCAGCUUUCUGUGGCUUUCGGACUUGAUACCUGGUCAGGCAAUCUUCUCGAAAGAGGCUUAGCGGAGAAUUGCUUAGGCCCGAGAUCGGCCAACCAAUCGUCACUACUCGUUCAGUACUACUUACUCACUCAAUCCCCUGCGAAGAACGGAAUACUGCUUAUUGAUUGUUAUUUUUCUGGUGCUAGGUUAAUCCUACUUUCUCGUCAGCCAAUCCACCUAGGCCAAAUGCAUUCAUCACUGGGUUCGGAUCGGCAAACACCACGAGGGGCCCACAUGAUAAGCAUCCUUCUGUGUCUGGUAUAGGAUUAAUUCCCGCUGCUCCAUUCAACCCCCUCUUGAAGUGACCACUAGACUAUGCCAUGCCAUGCCAUGGCACAUGGCCAUUGUAUAAGUGAAACACUUGAGCAUAUUUUCCCCGUGGAGACUAUAUCCCCACCUGGCAACCGAAGACCCCCACUGUCUGGUCUCGACUCUAUUCCACAGACUGGCUGGACCUUCCGCAUGAAGAACAUCCUUUGUACACCUACACCAGGUCUGACCUACAUCGAGGAUAGAGUCUAUUCUCUACAUCUUGCUAGAGGUAUCAGAGAGAUCGGCUACUCUCUACAUCGUAAUGGAAUCUCUUUUAUCUACGGCAGUGAAAGAUUCGUUGUCAUAAACGAAUAU